AUGUAUGAUCGAGCCCCUCGCUUGUUCAGGCUGAGUGAAGGUAGCAGCACUGAGAACUCGGUGGGUCCUGGAUCCUACCAGGUACCAUCUCUGAAGCCAAGGGCUGCAGAUGGCUAUGCACCAUUUCUUUCUUUGGCUACCAGAGAAAGUUCUUUUCCUGUUGACUCUAAUGCUGGGAAAGCUGUGCCAGGCCCAGGACACUACAAUGUUUCAAAAGCACAGAGAAUGUCAAGAAUACCUAUAGUUUCCAGAACUGUUGAUGUCCCUUCAAUUCCUUCUUUUAGCCUUGCAUAUGGCUACCAUAUUAAUGAGGAUGACACAAUUAUAAAGCGUUUUCCACCUUCACAUGACAACACAUUAGGUCCAGCUUACUACAAACCUCAAUAUGAUGGUUUCAGUACAACUUUGAAGUAUAAAGGAGUACACUUUAGCAACUCUUUGGGAAGACGAGAGUUAAUUCCAGAGGCAGGGCCUGGUCCAGGACACUAUGACCUAGUCCAGGUACAGGCACCACACUAUGAAAAUGUUAACAUCAAGAAAGAGCAGCAGCAAAACCUUUGCUCAUCUAAACCACGAUUUUAUGAUAUAAUACUACUGCUAGAAGAAAAAAAGAGAUUUGUACCUAUAAAAUCAAUCACCCCAGCUCCUGGAACAUAUAAUGAAACUCAAACUGAUCUCAGAUCCUUGAAGAAAAUCUUAAGGGAAAAAAAGUCUGAUGUUUCCGCACCAGGCAGCUAUGAUGUUCAAAAAUCAUAUGAUAUGUCACAUGGUAAACGAAAAUACAUGCCACCUCGUAGUUUAGUGGCCAAAAUAAACCAUACCUCCUUUCUCAGUUCAGCUCCUCGAUGGUUUGAAAAAAUUCCAGAAGGACCAGGGCCUGCUACCUACAGUCCUAGUUUAAGAAAAUCUUGCUCCAUUCCUUUAUUUUUAAAAACAAAACGAUUUGAAGAUGUCCCGAAAGAGACUACUCCUGGUCCAACAACAUAUGAGUUAAUGACCAUGGAUAAGUUCUAUGGUGUCAAGUUCAGUGACAAAGCAAACAUCUUAAAUCAGUCGGCUCCUAAUUCUUAA
Molecule: messenger RNA, 1071 nt
Organism: Elephantulus edwardii (Cape elephant shrew)
Lineage: Eukaryota; Metazoa; Chordata; Mammalia; Macroscelidea; Macroscelididae
Gene: STPG2
Product: sperm-tail PG-rich repeat containing 2
Exons: 9
Coding region: 1-1071 (356 amino acids)
Source: RefSeq, a predicted model, not a curated record